AUGAGCGCGCUCUUCGGGUCCGUGGCCGCCAAGCUGGCGCGCUGCAUGCCGAGGAUGAUGCUCGACGUCGCUUUGAAGAUCAUCAUCCGACGGAGAGUCUCGCCUCGGCCACCGUCUCGCAUAUUGUCGCUCAAGCAAGUCGUGGUAUUCGGCGAUGGCGCGCCCUCCGGCAUGUAUCGAAUCCCGAGCUUGCUACGCCUACCCGAUGGAACGCUUUUCGCGCUCUGCGAGGAACGGCUCGAGCGGGCCGACUCGGGCUCGGUGCGCGUCGUCGCCCGCUCUUCGUCAGACGGUGGGUCGACGUGGUCGGCGUUGCGAAUCGUCGCGAGCGGCGCAGAGAUCGGCUUAGAGAUGGCGGGUGCCACGGUCGGAAAUCCGUGCUGCGUGUACGACGCGGUGCGCGACCGCAUCGUCCUGCUCGUCACUGUCAACGACGGCUCGGCGCACGAGUCGGCCAUCUGCGCGAGGCACGCUCGGCGGCGGCGUGUGUUUGUCCUCUUCAGCUCGGACGGCGGGCUCGAGUGGUCUUCCCCCUCGGAGAUCACGUCUGCCGUCAGCGAGGACGACUGGACGUGGUGCGGCCUCCUCGGCAGCCGCUUCGAGCUGCGCAGCCACACGGUCCUGAGCGACGACGGCGAGCACUUCCGCAAGGGCGGCGCCUCGCCCGCCGCCGAGACUAACGAGUCCACCGUCGCCUCCGAGCAGCUCUCCGACCCGCUGCCGGCGGGCUGCCACGCCUGCCUCCUCGCCGUCCCGGGCGGAGUCCUGUACAGCGGCCCCGCGGGCAAGGCGUCCGCCCUCGGCCUGGGCGGGUCGGUGGCUCGCUUCUGGAGGGAGGAGCUCUACAGCCUCCUGCGGAAGAAGCUCAGCGGCCGGGGGCACGCCAAGGGGAGCUCCGCCUUCUGGGAGGGGAGGCACACGCUGCAGCUCCGCUUCUCGCCCGACGGGCUCGACUGGGCCGCCCCGCCCCUCACCAUCCACGCGGGCCCCGCCGCGUACAGCUGCGCGGAGGCGCUCGGCGGCGCGGCGAGCGGCGUCGGCGUCCUCUUCGAGGCGGGCGAGUCGCGGCCCGACGAGACGAUCCGCUUCUGCCGCGUCCCGCCCAGCUGGCCGUGCGCCGAGAACUGAUUGA
This is a messenger RNA of Emiliania huxleyi CCMP1516, 1132 nucleotides long. RefSeq lists its product as hypothetical. Lineage: Eukaryota; Haptophyta; Isochrysidales; Noelaerhabdaceae. The transcript has 6 exons. Gene Ontology annotation, molecular function: exo-alpha-sialidase activity. The coding region runs from base 1 to 1128 and encodes 375 amino acids. Gene Ontology annotation, cellular component: cytoplasm; intracellular membrane-bounded organelle; membrane. The record is from RefSeq and is a predicted model, not a curated record. Gene Ontology annotation, biological process: ganglioside catabolic process; oligosaccharide catabolic process.